Molecule: messenger RNA, 1594 nt
Organism: Lycium ferocissimum
Lineage: Eukaryota; Viridiplantae; Streptophyta; Magnoliopsida; Solanales; Solanaceae
Product: probable L-ascorbate peroxidase 6, chloroplastic/mitochondrial
Biological process (GO): hydrogen peroxide catabolic process; response to reactive oxygen species; cellular response to oxidative stress
Molecular function (GO): peroxidase activity; heme binding
Source: RefSeq, a predicted model, not a curated record
UUGCUAUUCGCCUUUUUCUCACUUCACCCACCACCAACUUUUCUUCAAUGGCUUCUCUCACCGGCGCCGCCUCUCGUUUCCUCCCCUCCAUCAAAUUCACCAGCUCCUCCACCAAACUCUAUUUCUCAUCCUCUCACGUGUCACCUCUUAAGUGCCCUAAAUCAUCUCCUCUUUUAUCCCACGUGUUUCGCUACCAGAAGCAAUCAUUGGUUCGAGUAUCAAGUGGAAGUUUUAGCACUGUAUCAUCGCCUAAAUGUGCUGCAUCUGAUCCUGAUCAAUUGAAAAGUGCCAGAGAGGAUAUUAAAGAGCUACUUAAGACUAAGUUUUGUCAUCCUAUUUUGGUUCGUUUGGGCUGGCACGAUGCUGGUACUUACAACAAGAAUAUUGAGGAGUGGCCUCAAAGAGGUGGAGCUAAUGGAAGCUUAAGAUUUGAAGUCGAACUGAAACAUGGAGCCAAUGCUGGACUUGUAAAUGCACUGAAACUUCUCCAGCCUAUCAAGGACAAGUAUUCUGGUGUGACUUAUGCAGAUUUAUUCCAGCUGGCCAGUGCAACCGCUGUUGAGGAGGCUGGGGGGCCCAAGAUUCCCAUGAAAUAUGGGAGAGUGGAUGUGUCUGAACCUGAGCAAUGCCCAGAAGAAGGAAGGCUUCCUGAUGCUGGCCCCCCUUCCCCUGCUGCUCAGCGUGAUGUCUUCUACAGGAUGGGGCUAAAUGAUAAGGAAAUUGUCGCACUUUCUGGGGCUCACACUUUGGGGAGAUCCAGACCAGAACGUAGUGGCUGGGGCAAGCCCGAAACAAAAUACACGAAAGAUGGACCAGGAGCCCCAGGAGGGCAAUCAUGGACCGUGCAGUGGCUGAAAUUUGACAAUUCCUACUUUAAGGAUAUUAAAGAGAGACGAGACCAAGAUCUGCUAGUUUUGCCAACAGAUGCUGUUCUUUUUGAAGAUCCUUCGUUUAAGGAAUAUGCAGAGAAGUAUGCUGUAGAUCAAGACUCAUUUUUCAAAGAUUAUGCAGAAGCACAUGCUAGCCUGAGCAACCUUGGAGCUAAAUUUGAUCCCCCUCAGGGGUUCUCCAUUUAAAACAUUUUCACCCGAGGUCAACCAGAGAAGUUUGUGGCAGCCUACCUGAUUAACUACAAAUUAUCAUCUCUACUUCUGCCGUUACUUUUAAUUAGACAAGAUCAGGCUAGGCUAAUACCAAAUCCUGUGUAUCAAACUUGAAAGCCUAGUGGAGAGAAAUAAAUUCAACGGGUCUUCCCUAUUUGAAUUGCAGAGAAGCUCUCGGAUGCUAUGAACCAAAAUAUUCAGCAGAAUAUGAAGCUUUAGGGGUAGCCCAGAUAAGCAUCUCCUGACAAACUAUUUUCUAUAUAUCAUGAUUCUAAUUGGUGUUGGCACAUUUGACUUCUCUCUGUUUGGGAAUUAAGGUUUUUUGACUGAUAUGAUAGGAGAUAUGCGUUGUGUUUUCACAGUCUUGGCUUAGGAAUAUGUUGCAAUCACUCACGAUGUUGCUUGGUUAUGGACAUGCUACUUGAAUUAUACACUUCAUGCCUUGAAAUUCACUUAAUAAGGACUGGAAUAGCUGCAAUUUUCUACUUCAA